CCCCAGAGCACGCACCCAGCGCCCCGGCCCCGCGCCCGUCCCGCAUGGAGCUGAGAGCAGGUGACUCUUGGGGGAUCUUCACCUUCCUGUGCGCCGCGCUUUGCAACCUGCCGGCGCUGCCGGCGCUGAACUGCUCCGAGGAGCUGGGCGCCGGCCAGUCCAUCCAGCAGACGUACGACCUGACCCGCUACCUGGAGCACCAGCUCCGCACCCUCGCCGGCACCUACCUGAACUACCUGGGGCCCCCCUUCAAUGAGCCCGACUUCAACCCCCCGCGCCUGGCACGGGCCGAGCGGGUGCCCAGCGCCACCGUGGACCUGGACCUGUGGCGGGGCCUGACGGACAACGCCCGCCUGGCCGCCAACUACCGGGCCUACAGCCGCCUGCUCUGCUACCUGCGCGUGCUGGACGGGCAGGUGGGCACGGCCGAGCUGCGCCACCGCCUCGCCCACUUCUGCGCCAGCCUCCAGGGGCUGGUGCUCAGCAUCGGCGGCGUCAUGUCCUCGCUGGGCUACCCGCUGCCCGCUGGCCCCGCCGGGCCCCCCGCGCCCCCCGGCGCGCCCGCGGCCCCCAAUGACUUCCUGAAGAAGAUGGAUGAUUUCUGGCUGCUGAAGGAGCUGCAGACCUGGCUCUGGCGCUCGGCCAAGGACUUCAACCGCCUCAAGAAGAAGGUGCCGCCCGCUGUGGUCACCCUGCGGCUGGAGGCGAGGGGGUUCUGAGCACCUGCGGGGCUCCUGAGUCCACAGUGCCACCAUGGCCACGCAGGUCCCCUCUUCCACCACCAGCGUGCCUUGAGAAAUGGGGCUCCUGACCCCCAAACCACCCCACAACCUCAUCAUCACCUGGCAGUGCCUUGAAAGAUGGGGCUCCUGACAUUACGUGUCACCACAGCCACCUUGCAGCCCCUCCAGCAUCAUCAUCAUCAUCAUCAUACUGUGCCUUAAGGAACAGGGCUUCUGACCCCAAGUGCCACCACGGCCACCCCAUGUUCCCUGUCCACCACCAGUGUGCUUCAAGAAAUAGGGUUCCUGACUCCCAGGUGCCACCACAGCCAUCUCACAAUCCCACUUUCAUCACCGUGCCUUAAGUGAGGGGUUCCAAACCCCAAGUGUCACCCACCACAGCCACCUCACGUCCCCUCUGUCACUACACUCUGCUGUAAGGGAUGCAUCUCCUGACCCCAAGUGCCACCAAAGCCACUCCAUGUCCCCUCUUUGCCCGCAGCGUCCCUUCAAAACUGUGUCUCCUGACCCCGGAGUGCUGCCAAAGCCACCCCACAUCCUUACCAUCACCCAGCUGUGCCUUAAGGGGUGGAGUUCCUCACCCCAAAGUGCCGCCACAGUCACCCCGCAGCCCCUCUGUCGCUAUGUUGUGUCUUAAGGGACAGGUGUCCUGACUCCCAUGUGCCCCUCCAUGGGGUCCCCAACCCCCAGGGUGCCUGUCCCCAUCCCUAAAGUCUCCAGAAUGGGUGCCAACCCCGCCCAUCCCAAAAAGGACCAACGCCCUCCGAGCAUAGGAAUAAGCCCCGCC
Molecule: messenger RNA, 1530 nt
Organism: Lonchura striata (white-rumped munia)
Lineage: Eukaryota; Metazoa; Chordata; Aves; Passeriformes; Estrildidae
Gene: CLCF1
Product: cardiotrophin like cytokine factor 1
Biological process (GO): positive regulation of tyrosine phosphorylation of STAT protein; cell surface receptor signaling pathway via JAK-STAT; positive regulation of B cell proliferation
Cellular component (GO): CRLF-CLCF1 complex; CNTFR-CLCF1 complex; extracellular region
Molecular function (GO): cytokine activity
Source: RefSeq, a predicted model, not a curated record